AUGUUGCCAUUUCUGUCAUUGGCGGCAUGCUGCCUUUCAUUAUCCCCCCUAGUUUCUGGGGCAGCAAUCAGACGGGAGUUGGUACCAUUAGAUGCGACCAAAGUAGCGGUAGAUGCUAUGAUGGCGUUAUACGAUGAGAAAACAGGCCUUUGGGAUCCUAACAAUACAGCAUCGUCUUGGUGGCAGAGCGGUGUCGCUCUUUGGGCUCUCACGGAGUACAUGGUUAAGUCGGGAUCUCACGAAUAUCUCCCCCAAGCACUAAACACAGUCCAAAUCCAGCGGGCACCUCUCAGCUGGUGGCCGGAUGGAGAUGGCGACUUCCGCGCUGACAGUACUGAUGAUACGGCCUGGUGGGCGCUCGCAAUGACUAGUCUAUAUGAGCUCACAGAUGACGAAGAAUACCUACUCAUUGCUCAGGAAGAUGAGGCCUACAUGUACAAAUACUGGAACACGACAACGUGCUCGGGUGGGCUUAUUUGGAGUAUUCCAAGCCGGACUUAUCAUAAUGCCAUCAGCAAUGAGCUUUACCUAGAGCUUACGGCUAAGCUGCACAACCUCGUCCCAGGAGACACGACAUACCUAAACCACAGCCUACAAGAGUGGGAAUGGUUCAAGAACAGCGGCAUGAUCAACAGCGAAAACCUUGUUAACGACGGGCUAACGGACGACGCCGCCUGUGUCAACAACGGAAGGACAACAUGGACAUAUAACCAAGGAGUGAUCCUAGGCGGCCUCGUCGAGCUAUACAAAGCUACUGGGGAUAGUUCGUACCUCGACGAAGCGCAACGGAUAGCAGAUGCCACAGUCAGCAGCGCGCUACUAGUUAAGGACGGAACCCUGACAGAACCCUGCAGCAGCGAAACAGAAUGCGAGCCGAACGGCACAUCGUUUAAGGGCAUAUUUAUCCGGGAGCUGGCUAAACUCAACGCUGCGCUGGAUGACCACCCCUAUAGCACUUUCAUCGCACAAAACGCUGUCACUGCGUACGAGAACGCGCGGAACGGGUCUAAUUUUUAUGGUUUCCAGUGGCAGGGGCCGUAUGAUAAUGUCACGAUCGGCACUCAGGAGGCUGCGGUUCAUCUUUUGGUCGCAGCAUAUUUAUAA
Molecule: messenger RNA, 1104 nt
Organism: Daldinia childiae
Lineage: Eukaryota; Fungi; Ascomycota; Sordariomycetes; Xylariales; Hypoxylaceae
Exons: 1
Coding region: 1-1104 (367 amino acids)
Biological process (GO): carbohydrate metabolic process
Source: RefSeq, a predicted model, not a curated record